Molecule: messenger RNA, 3181 nt
Organism: Rhodamnia argentea
Lineage: Eukaryota; Viridiplantae; Streptophyta; Magnoliopsida; Myrtales; Myrtaceae
Product: kinesin-like protein KIN-14U
Exons: 10
Coding region: 883-2802 (639 amino acids)
Biological process (GO): microtubule-based movement
Molecular function (GO): microtubule motor activity; microtubule binding; ATP binding
Source: RefSeq, a predicted model, not a curated record
UUACAGUUGUGUGAAGUCCUUUAGAUCUGGACCAGCCAAAAGAUUCUUAAGUUCAUUUCCUCCCUUUCAAAAGCAUUCGUGGUUCUGUUUAUUCGGCCCUUCUCUUGUCUCAGUGACCCUGAAUUGCUGCCGUACAUCGCAGUCCGGCCUCUUAAUCCGAGCAUUUAACAGUUGCUCAAUCAUUGAAAGUGACUCGCAACCCACUUCGUUUAAGCCCCCAUCUAGGCGCCUCUGGCUUCUGUGCUAUUUUCUGGGGCUUCUUGAAAACAGAGCUCUGUUCGUUUGACUUCUCGGGUCUCCAGCUUCUUCCGCAAAUUUUUUUUAGCCAUUUUACAGCCUAAAUCUGAGCCUGAUCUCAGCUUCUCCUCCACUUUCUCAAACUGGGUUUCUGUGGAAAAAACUUCCCUUUCUGAGAAACACUUGAAAUUUGCAGUGUGGACUAGCUUGAAUCGUACUUCAUCAGUGACUUUUGCCUUUUAGCUUUUCUUUUCUAUUUUUUGUUUCAUUUUUUACUCUAAUGGGUGUGAAUGUUGUAGUUUCUUGAAAUGGGUCAGCUCUGAUUGCUUCUGUUAUAUGAUGACCUUCAAUUCUUGGUAAGGAUGAACAGAUCUCAUAGCUCAUUUAUCGUCUUUCAGCGUGUCUGCACUGUUUUCAGAAACAAGUAGACUUCAAGAUCUCUCUGUCCUUUCUUGUAUUAAAUGCACUUGGUUUUAUCUCCAAUCACAUCGAUUUAGACUUUAAACUCAUUUAGAUCCAUUGUAAGACUCCCUUUUUAAUGUUUCCAAGUCCUAAUUUUGUUAUUUUUUUCUUCUCUAAAGAAGUAUUCCUUACGUAUACAGUGGUGACUUGCUCAGUCAGUCUCCUACUUUAAUUGACUGAAGAAUGCUCAUCUCUAGUGGGAAAGAAGAGCAUGCGUCUCUGCCUGUGGAUGAUUUGAGACCGCCCUUGAAACCACCCCCAAUGGGACUAAACUCGGAUUCCUUAGAUGGGUAUCCGCCAGCUACUGAAUCGUCCGAUUCGCCACCUCUGAUCCAUGGAUACACAGAUGUCACCGUCGUCCCGGAGCAUGAAAAGCACGAGCUCGAGCAAACGAUCUCGAAUCUUGAAGGAGAGAUUCUGCAAUUGCGGCAGAAGCAGAAAUUGUUGGAUGAGAAGCGGAGAGAGGCGUUGAAUAACAUAAUAGAUAUUAAAGGAAGUAUUCGAGUGUUUUGUCGUGUCCGGCCAUUCCUUCCGAGAAACAGAAGAAAGAACAUAAAUCCCAUUUCGACCGGUUUGGAUAAAAUGGUGGUGAAAUUGUCUGGAGGGGCCAAGGAAUUCGAGUUUGAUAAGCUGUUCCAGCAAGAAUCUAGCCAAGAAGACAUUUUCGCGGAGGUAGAACCGAUUCUCACAUCUGCGCUCGAUGGGCACAACGUGUGCGUGUUAGCUUAUGGACAAACCGGUACUGGCAAGACGUACACAAUGGACGGAGUAAAUGAUAAGCCGGGAAUUGUCCCUCGAGCUCUCGAGAAGCUUUUCAGCCAUGCCUCUAGGGACAAAUCAUCUUCUCUAACAUUUUCCAUGAGCAUGUUGGAGGUAUACAUGGGGAAUCUAAGAGAUCUGCUAGCUCCAAAACCGAUCUGCAGGGCGUAUGAAACUUCAGCUCGCUGCAGUAACCUCAGCAUUCAGACGGAUCUGAAGGGUCUGGUUGAAGUCGAGGGCCUCAUGGAAGUUCAAAUCCCCGAUUUGGGGAAGGCAAAGUGGUGGUACAACAAGGGCAGACGGUCUCGAUCUACUUCGUGGACUAAUGUGAAUGAGACUUCUAGCAGAUCACACUGCUUAACAAGAAUUUCCAUCGUCCGCAAAUGGGAUUCUGAUGCCAAAACAGAAUCGAGCAAGCUGUGGAUGGUCGAUCUUGGAGGGAGUGAGAGGUUGCUGAAAACAGGAGCCAUUGGACAAACACUUGACGAGGGACGGGCCAUAAAUCUGUCCCUUUCGGCUUUAGGUGAUGUUAUUGCAGCUCUCAGGAGGAAGAGAGGUCAUGUGCCUUACAGGAAUAGCAAGUUGACACAAAUCCUCAAGGAUUCUCUAGGCGAUGGGUCGAAGGUCUUGAUGCUUGCCCAUGUUAGUCCUUGUGAAGAAGAUGUUGCCGAGACUGUUUGUUCCUUGAGUUUCGCCACGAGAGCAAGAGCAGUCGAGUCCAUUAGAGAAAUACCCGAGGACUUGAAGAAGCUGAGGGAGAAAAAGUUGGCAGAUCUUGAAAAGCAUAUGAAAGAAGCCGAGAAAGAGUCUCAGAUCGUCACAGAUCAGUUGCUCAAAGCCGAAUUUCUUCUAAGUGAGAACAAAAAGCUCUUCUCAUCCACAUACGAUCUUGUUGAAGAUGUCGAGAAAACCACGAGCCCCAAGGAUUUAGAGGAAGUGCUUGGAACUCCGCCGACAUCUGUUAAAGUCAUUAAGCCAACAAUAUCCAAUUCUCUGCCUCGGUUCAUGACCUCGACGGUGGCGAGCCGCCAGAGGCAAAGCGCUUCAGAAAGAGACAUUGUUGGGAGAACAAAAAGCUGGAGAUCGGCGACGAGAAGCUCGAUCCAGUUUUCACAUUCUCAGUCAUUCGGCUAUUCAGAUCCGCACUUGAAAGCAAUGUUGGAAAAGUCAACCAAAAAAUCGCGGUACGCAGAACCAAAGGGUCUCCCGACCGAGAGUCCUAAAUGCAUUGGCUCGGAUUCCAAACCCACUUCCUUGCUGCGAAGCAAGAUGGUGACUUCUUCAGACCCGAACGUGAGAGCCACACUUGCCCGUCACAGAAGGAGGAUGUCGAAUCUGAUCUGAAGCAACCAGCAUUGCGGUUGCUGAUCGUUUGGGGGUGAUCUGUGUAGGCUUCUUGGUGAUCUCGGUGUGUGUACGUGUGUGUUUUUACUAGUUCAUACUUACUAGUGUGUAGUGUGAGAGGUGUCUAUAGGAGUGAGCAUUUACAUAUAAGUGUUGUUUCGCUUAGAUAAGGAGUGGGGAUCGCUUCAUUAUUUGUUCAUGUGAUCCUCGAGACCGUGCCGUUUCAGAUGUGAGACCGGCGGAGCAAUCGUGGUCUCUCAUCUUUCUAACCCGUUUAGCCGCUCGACGUGGUUCGGGCUUGUACUGUCAUGACACUGUCAAAAAAAUGUAUGGAAACGUUCAUUUGCCGAGUUCAAUGUGAGAUGUGAUUUUAACUGCA